Messenger RNA from Anoplopoma fimbria (sablefish), 1929 nucleotides. RefSeq names its product tRNA methyltransferase 10C, mitochondrial RNase P subunit (gene trmt10c). Gene Ontology annotation, cellular component: nucleoplasm; nucleus; mitochondrion. The record is from RefSeq and is a predicted model, not a curated record. The coding region runs from base 272 to 1843 and encodes 523 amino acids. Gene Ontology annotation, biological process: positive regulation of mitochondrial translation; mitochondrial tRNA 5'-end processing. Gene Ontology annotation, molecular function: tRNA binding. The transcript has a single exon. Lineage: Eukaryota; Metazoa; Chordata; Actinopteri; Perciformes; Anoplopomatidae.
ACAUUAGAGUGUGACACUACUCAAACAACGUGACCUUCUCUUAAUGUUGGACAAACGUGGACGUCUCGACAAGUGGACAAAAACAAUACUUAAGACGCAAGAUGCAGGUGUUACAUCUUCAUGACGGUGUGAAACGGAGAGGACCGCGUUGAUGACACCUUCCGUUCCGGUUAAACUCUUGAAGACACAGCGGCAGUCUAGAAGUGACCGGCUAUAGUUCCUCUUCUCAGUACUUCAGUACCUCGCUGCAGUUUAGUACAUUUCUACCGCGAUGUUACGGCUCUUCACUAACCAGGGCUGUUAUGAACUGUGGAGAGGCAGUCUCUUUUUGGCAUCCUGUGUUACCAAGAGGCAGGUCAGAGCUUCUCUUCUAGUCAGCAGCGCCGGCCGUCAGCGACCACACGUUUCUGUUGGACACGUCAGUACUGGGAUCUCUCUGUGUAAGGAUGCCCUCCAGCCAAACAGAGAUAAACCAGAGGAAACACAGACACUAGAUCUGGACAAAUGGAAAUCUGUAAUGAGAGCCAAAGCGGCAUCAGAAGAGAGACAGCAAAGCAAUGAGGAUGAGGAAGCAAGUGGUGCUGAUGAGAGCCUUAAAGAACCAGAUGGUGACUCAAAGGACAGUUCUCCACUGGAGGCAACUCGCGAUCUGGUUGCAAUGUGGCGCGAAGCUGGGAAGCUUGUACCUCAAGAGAUGACCAAUGAACAGGUUCAGACGCUGGCAGGGCUCACCACCAAGGCCUCCAGGAAGAAGUACCUGAAGUACCUGGCCAUCAAGGAGGGCCACAAAAGGGCCCAUAAGGAGAAGCAGAAGCAGAAGAAGGCAGUGAGGGAGGCCUUAAUAGAGCAGAGCAGAGGAGGGGACAGUGACACAGAGGAAGAGAGAGGACCUGCACUUAAAAACACAUAUCUCCUCCAGUUCUGGGACCGCUCCCUGGACAAGCACCUGGCCUGGAAGAGCGCCCAGGCCAUGCAGUUAGGUCAGCCGCUGGUGUUUGACAUGAGCUAUGAGUCAGUCAUGGCCAGGCGGGAGUUGGAGAACACCGUGUCCCAGCUGAUGGAGGUGGAAGGGUGUAAUCGGCGAGCCACCGAGCCCUACCACCUCCACUUUUGCAACCUGCAGGCAGGCGGAGCCUACAAGAAGGAGCUGGUCAAACGAUACGGCGCAGAAGUCUGGGACCGCCUGAUGAUCACCAGCACUGACCAACAGCACGUGGAUCGGUUCCCCCGCGAACAGCUCGUAUACCUCAGUGCUGACUCCCCCAACGUUCUCCGCACAUAUGACCACUCCAAAGUCUACAUCAUUGGAGCUCUAGUGGACCGGUCGAUCCAGUCGGGCUUGUCAAUGGCCAAUGCCAAGCGUCUGAAUCUGGCCACAGCCCGUUUACCGCUGGAUGAGUUCCUCCACUGGGAGAUGGGAGCCAAAAAUCUGACUCUGGACCAGAUGAUCCGCAUCAUGCUCACUCUCAAGGAGACGGGGAAAUGGGAGGAGGCGUUGAAGUUUGUGCCUAAGAGGAAGUAUGAUGGCUUCCACCAACAACAGACACAGAAAGUGAUUUCCAACAACAGAGGCACAGGAGUCACAAAUCACAGACCAAGACAGGAUGUUGACAGGCCGCCUAGAUCUGAAGAAAGAAAUAGUGAGAGGACAUUUAAAAACGAGGGCCAAAGUUUUUACAGGUCCAGUAAAGAGUCUGGGUUCAGCGGUAGAGACAGAAUUGCUGGACCGCCAAGUGACAGAGGAAACAAACCAGCUGCAACCAGAAUACGGACAUCAUUAAAGAGUAACAUAGAGGGAAGAAAAGGUGCAGGCAAAGGCAAGAUUUGGUGGGAUAGCGAGUGAAGUCCGCAAAAAUUGUAACUUGGGAAAAUAAGGUAAAAAAAAAAAAUGUCAAAAUACAGCGCUGAAUAAAGUUUUGUAAAAAGUAG